Messenger RNA from Microthlaspi erraticum, 390 nucleotides. Lineage: Eukaryota; Viridiplantae; Streptophyta; Magnoliopsida; Brassicales; Brassicaceae. The record is from the annotation of a GenBank genome assembly.
AUGUUAGUUAUUGCUACGUAUAUUGGGUUGAAUGAAGCAUGCGCACCAAACCGUAUAAUAAUUCAGAACGAUCUCGGUCCCAACACUCCUCUCCAGUUCCGUUGUCGUGGCUGGAAUGGCCAGGACACAGGAAUCGACACUUUGAACAGGGUCGGUGCUACUUACACCAUUGAGUUAUCAGAUGUAACCAACUACAGAGAAAGGACAGAGUGGAAUUGUGAGUUACGUUAUGGGGCUGCAAAAGAGUUUUUCUUUGAUAUUCAAGUAUAUCGAGCAGCCGCUGGUGUUCGAUGUGGUCAGCUACGUCAUUGGGUUGCUCGUAGAGAUGGGAUUUAUUUUAGAAGAGAUGCUAACAAACCGUUAGGACAUGUUCUUCACUGGAAAAGAUAA